AUGGCGUCUGCUGGUCUGAGGAAGGAGCUUGAAUGUUCUGUCUGCUUGAAUGUUUAUACAGAUCCCGUAACUCUGAGAUGUGGACACAACUUCUGCCGGGUCUGUAUUGAUCGUGUGCUGGAUACACAGGUGAGAUCUGGAGGUUAUUCCUGUCCUGAAUGUAGACAGGAGUUUUAUGAUCGGCCUGCACUGCAGAGGAACAUAACACUGUGUAACAUAGUGGAGAAUUUCCUGUCUGCUCAGCCAGAUCUGGAAGAGUCCGGAGUCCACUGUACUUAUUGUUUUAAUGCUCAUGUACCUGCUAUUAGAUCCUGUGUGCUCUGUGAAGCCUCUCUGUGUGAAAAUCACCUGAGUGUCCACAGCAACUCACCAGAACACAUCCUAUGUGACCCCACCACUUCCCUGCAGAACAGGAAAUGCUCCAUCCACAGGAAGAUCCUGGAAUAUUACUGCACCGAGGACUCUGCCUGUAUCUGUGUGUCCUGCUGUCUCAUUGGAAAACACAAAGGACAUCAAAUGGAAUCACUGGAUGUGGCUUAUGGGGAAAAGAAAAAGAAACUGAGAAAUAUUCUGCAGAAACUGAUGGUAAAGAAAGAGGAGACAGAGAAGAGCAUUCAGAGUUUGCUGGAACGUAGGCAAAAAGUACAGAAAAAAGGGCAUUUUGAAGCAGAGAUAAUCGCUGCCCUGUUUAGAGACCUCAGGAGACAGCUGGAAGACUUGGAGAAAAGAGUCCAGUUGGAGAUCUCCAGGCAGGCAGAGCUGGUCCUAUUAUCGGUGUCUGACUUGAUCCAAAUCCUGGAAAUAAAGAAGGACGAACUGUCCAGGAAGAUGCAUCACAUUGAGGAGCUGUGUAACACGACGGAUCCAUUGACCGUCCUACAGAAAUCAGACACAGGUGACUUGUGUGAUACUGAGGAUGGAGACAGAGAUAGACACACUAAGCUUCUCCAUGAUGGAGGGGAUCUGGAUGUAUUUCGGAUCUCACACACAUUAGACACCGGGUUAUCUGAUAUAAUAUCAGUUAUAAAUGGGGGGAUCUAUAUACCAAAAGCUGUAGAUAUAUUAUUAGAUGUAAACUCAGCUCAUCCUCGUCUAUCUAUAACAGAUGAUCUAAAAUGUGCAUGUGGACUAGAAGAUUUUGAAGUCUAUCCACAAUCACCACAGAGGUUUGAAAGUUUUCAAGUGUUAAGCAAUCAGAGUUUCUCCUCAGGACGACAUUACUUGGAAAUGGACCUUCAAGGAGAAUAUUGGACUGUCGGGGUGUGUUACCCCAGUAUAGACAGGAAAGGACCUCAGUCAUCCCUUGGAAAUAAUAACAAAUCUUGGUGUUUGAGCAUGUGUUAUGAUGAGGAGGAUGAUGAUAAUGAGUAUUUGGUGUCGCAUGACAGUAAAUCAAUUAUAUUACCUGUCAAGAUCUCUGUUAAAAAAAUCAGAAUAUAUCUAGAUUACGAGGUGGGUCAGCUCUCUUUUUAUGCCAUGUGUGACUCAAUCCGCCACCUCCACACCUUUAUUGCCACUUUUACUGAGCCCCUCCAUAUUGCAUUGGGAGUGCAGGAUGGCAGUAUACGAAUUAGUAGUGGAGAAUCAGGGGAGGCAAGGAGCAAUUAA
Rana temporaria (common frog) is the source of this 1608-nucleotide messenger RNA. RefSeq names its product E3 ubiquitin/ISG15 ligase TRIM25-like. The transcript has a single exon. The record is from RefSeq and is a predicted model, not a curated record. The coding region runs from base 1 to 1608 and encodes 535 amino acids. Gene Ontology annotation, molecular function: zinc ion binding; protein binding. Lineage: Eukaryota; Metazoa; Chordata; Amphibia; Anura; Ranidae.